Molecule: messenger RNA, 3615 nt
Organism: Fusarium subglutinans
Lineage: Eukaryota; Fungi; Ascomycota; Sordariomycetes; Hypocreales; Nectriaceae
Product: cercosporin resistance protein
Exons: 8
Coding region: 1-3615 (1204 amino acids)
Biological process (GO): regulation of DNA-templated transcription
Molecular function (GO): peroxidase activity; DNA-binding transcription factor activity, RNA polymerase II-specific; zinc ion binding
Source: RefSeq, a predicted model, not a curated record
AUGCGCUUCUCUGUUAUCGUUGCCGCGCUUUGCGCCCCCUCGGCUCUUUCUUUCCCAUGGUUAGCCCCGGAAGGGUUAGAUGCGCUGCUCAACCACCCGGAGGCGCGGACGGAGAUCGACCGACGAUUGAAAGAGCACCAAGUCAGCCAAGACGAGAAGAGCCACGAAUCUCGACAGCUCAAGACUGGCGUCGUGGGGGGCGUUGUGUCCUUGCUCGGAGGCACUGUUGAAGCCGUCGUCGACAAUGUCCUGGGCCUGAUUCCUACCAAUAAGGCCGUCAACGGUCUUCAGAAGUUCCCUGAAGCUUCUCACCCCUUCAAGGCGCCUGGAAAGACUGACCAGCGAGGCCCUUGCCCCGGUCUCAAUACUCUGGCCAACCACGGAUAUAUUCCCCGAAACGGUAUCGCUACGGUCGGCCAGAUCCAAGCUGGCACUGCAAAGCUCUUCAACAUGGGUGCAGAUCUUUCCACUCUCCUUGCCGUUGGUGGCGCUGUCGACGGUGGCGACAUUCUGUCUCAGAAGAUGAGCAUCGGAGGUCCUGAUAAUCGUGUCGGGCUCCUGAACGGUGCUCUCAACAAGAUCUUUGGCAAGCCAUCUGGUAUCGCUGGACAUGGAAAGUUCAACGAAGGCGACGCGUCUGCUACACGUGAAGAUUUCUAUCUCAACGGAGACAACAUUUCAUUCAAGUCAGAGCUGUUUAAGCAAAUGCACCAACAGGCCCUUGCCAAGGGAGAUGGCACCUACAACGUCGAUGCGAUCAAGGAACACUUCAAGAAUAGAUAUAGAGACUCCAAGGCCGCCAACAAGCAGUUUUACUUCAACGUUCCAAGUGCUGCAGUUGUCAUGGGCGCAUACUAUUUCGUCCCUGGCUUCUUCUCAAACGGUACCAUUGGUGCGGGGGGUAUUGCCAAUGAAGCUUCUAUCACCUCUUUCUACGGCGCAAAGCCAAAGCGUGAGAACGCUUGGAAGGAUAAGGAUCUUGAAUACACCCAUGUUCCUGAGCGCAUUCCUGAGCAGGGCUGGUACCGACGUGCUACACCCAUGACCAUUCUUGAGGCUGUUGGCGGGAUUCUUGAUGUGUAUCUUUACGCUCAGCCAGCCUUGGGAGGAUCUGGCGCUGACGGUAGCUGGGUUGUUGGGCCACUGGACUUACCCAAUGAUCCUCAAGGUUUGAGCUGCUUCCUGUACAAUGCAAUCUUCGCCAACUUCCCCUCUGAGCUCUUCAACUCUGUAAAGCUCUUGCAAUCGAUUCUUAAUGGCGUCUCGGAUGCUCUUGUGCCCGGGUACAAGGCUCUCGGCUGCAAGGUCGAUUUCCCGGAUGCCAAGGGAUCUUCAGCGAGUAAGGAGUUCGCCGCGUACGAGAAGAAGUACGUUGGUCCAGCCAAGACAAAGGCUGAGGCGAAAAUGCUUUGGCAGGGAGAGCGAACUGCUCCAUUGUUCAUCUCUUGGGCUACCAUGGGAAAUUUUGGCAUUUCAUUGCCAUGCCUUGGUCAACGUGGCAUGAAAAUUGAGAAUUAUGCUUAUUGGGUAUUCAAUGCUGACUCACGUCAUCUUGCGCAUUCAAGUUUUGUUGGCCCGACGGAAACUCCGCAGCCCGAAGGCUACCGGAAUCUGACUGGCACCGAAACCUCAUACGGACAUCUCACCAGCCUAACACUAGUGAUCAACGACAAGAUAGUGAGAAGACUGCGAGACGGAAUGUCAACUAGUACUGCUCCCAAACCUUCUGGUGUGAGAAGAAGAGCCUGUGUCAACUGCACCUCUGUCAAGUCGAAAUGUCUGCCAUUCUCAUCUGACGAAUGCCAGCGGUGUAAUCGGCUUGGUAAGCGCUGCACCUAUCUAAAUGUUGUCGAAAAGCGGAAGAGUCCUACCAGUUCCUCCCGCACGCGACUUCUCGAGCAAAGACUGAGUAGAGUUUUGGCUCUGCUGGGUAACCAAGCCCAGGGUACGCCCAUGAGUGGCUUCGUCGCACAGUUAGCGGCCGAAGACCUCAACAUGGAUGUGCUGAAUGAUAACAGCUUUGGCCAAUUGCCGCUGUCUCUGGGCUUAACACUUCAGGGGACGUUAGAUAUCGUUGAUCGCGGUUUUCUCAGCUUGGCUGAAGCACAAAGUUUGCUAGACAACUAUCGUAGCAAAGCCGUUCAACACUUUCCGUUCGUUCCCAUUUCUUCCGAAAUUACCGUCUCUCAUCUGAGAUCUGCCAAGCCCCUCUUAUUCAUGUGUGUCAUGGCAACCAUGAAAUUCGACAAUUGUAGCAUCCAACACCAGAUCGGUGAAGAAAUCCGCAACCAAGCACAUCAGCGAGUUUUGAUGCAGUCAGAAAGCACUCUUGAAAUUCUACAAGGCCUCUUGAUCUACCUGGCAUGGUAUCAGUACUUUUUUAUCAGCUACGAGAAGCAGCAGAUUGUUCCGAUCGCACAAUUGUGUAUCUCGCUGGUCCAGAACCUGGGGCUCGAUCAGAAUCCUGACAAUAUGAGACGAAAGGUCGAUCUUGGGCCAGAUGAAACGGCCCAUGGACGCAAGGCCGCACGGUCUGCAGAGCAACUUCGGGCCUUGCUUGGAACCUAUUGCACAGCAUCUUGGGUUUCUAUCAAGUUUCGGACUCGCGGCGCUUUGCCAUACACAGGAUACAUCAAACAGAGCUGGGAACUCCUCCUAGCCAACGCAGAAUCCCCGAGUGACGUUAUGAUCCCCCAUUUCGUUCGUAUAAGCGAACUGUGUCGUCGUAUAUGCGACACUUUUGGGUAUGACGACCUAGAAAACUCAGGGAUGAGGGGAGAGUUUGUCAGUGCCAUGGCUUUGCAGACCCUCAACAACGAAUCUACAUUGUUGAAAGCCUCCAUUCCUCCAGAUCUCCAGAACAACCUUGCUAUAAAAAUGGAGGUCUACUUGCUUGAUACUUUACUGGGCGAAGUUUCACUGCAUGAUGACUUUUGGGAUACCACAUCGACUUCUAACGUCUUCAUAACUAAUAAUCCGUCUUCCUCAACCAGUGCCAGGGUUUCCAUCUUGUUUGACCUUAUUCGAAGUUGCAAGUCGCUGAAUGAUGCCAUCAUAGCCUAUCAAGACGGAGAGCUCUGGUACAUCACGUUUUAUACAACGGCCAAGAUUUGCAGAAGUCUCUUGUGUCUCUCAAAUGCAAGCAAGAUAUCAUCCGAAAUCUUUAGAGAGACUGGACUUGCUUCCUACAAUGACCCAUUCAUGGCCAUUAGCUGUCCUGUUCAUGACGCUAUGACAGUUGAGAGGGUGGCUGACCUGAAGGGCGAGGCAGAGCGGCUGCAAAGAAAGUUCAAGAAUCUCUCUUCUCAAGUACAGAAGAUUGGUAAUGAAGAAGACAUCAUGCUCGGAUUCUCAGAUAUGAUAUGGGCGGUAGCAGCUGCGUAUGAGGAAGCGAAAAGGCUGGAACCAGGCCUUUUGAGCUUUUCUAUUGGAAGUGAUGGACCUAAUUCCUCUUCUGAGCUGGGUAGCUCGGAAGGCUAUCUUUCGAGUACCGGUUCUGGAAAUAUUCAGCCAGACCCAGUGUUAGACUUUGGUCUGAUGGAAGAUGAAACUUGGGAAGAGUUGUUGGCUGGGAUUGCUUCCGUGAAUAACCCUCCAUCAUCGCUGCAAGUAUGA